UGACCGUUAGAAACACCAAAACUAAAGUAUUUUUAAGAGAAAAUAUCAGACACUCGAUCAGAUUACGAAUGUGUCUCUGCUAGCUUCUUCCUGCAUUUCAUAUACACAUAUUCCUGCUUGGAGUUUCCAAGCAAAGCAAACGUUACACAAGAAAUCAUCCAACAUUCAGACAUUCUCUCUCUCUCUCUCUCUCUCUCUCUCUCUCUCUCUCUCUAUUGUUCUUUUAUCUCAGAAUUUAAUGCUAUUUUAAUGGCUUCUCUCAACAAUUACUUCCUCUUCUCAUUCUUCUUCUUCGUUUUUAGUUUCUUAUUAUGUCUUUCGCCUUUACAGGUUACCAGCUUUCACCACCGCAGCCUCCUCAGUUUAAUGAAUGGCACAGUUUCUAAAAACUCAACCGGGCACCACCAUAAGUGGGUCGGACCCAUCGGCCGCCGCGUCAUCACCGUCAACUGUAAUGGAUCCGCCGACUUCCGGUCAGUCCAAAAGGCCGUAGAUUCUAUCCCAGUAAACAAUACAGAGAACGUCGUAAUUCAAAUCAGCGCCGGAUAUUACAAAGAAAAGGUACUGGUGCCCGUGACGAAGCCGUACAUAACAUUUGAAGGAGCGGGGAGGGACGUGACGGUGAUUGAAUGGCAUGACAGGGCCAGUGACCGUGGCCCCAAUGGCCAACAGCUGCGUACUUACAGAACUGCUUCUGUUACUGUUUUUGCCAAUUAUUUCUCUGCAAGAAACCUCAGCUUCAAGAAUACAGCGCCAGCACCAUUGCCAGGAAUGCAGGGAUGGCAAGCGGUGGCAUUUCGCAUUGCGGGGGAUAAGGCGUACUUCACCGGCUGUGGAUUCUAUGGUGCGCAAGACACCCUUUGUGACGACGCAGGACGGCAUUACUUCAAGGAGUGUUACAUUGAGGGCUCCAUAGACUUCAUUUUUGGGAAUGGCCGCUCCAUGUACAAGAAGUGCGAGCUGCAUUCCAUUGCCACCAAGUUCGGUUCCAUCGCAGCACAAUACAGAAGCACCCCGUAUGAGAAGACGGGCUUCGCAUUUGUUCACUGCAAAGUCACGGGUUCAGGACCACUCUAUGUGGGACGAGCCAUGGGCCAGUACGCAAGGAUUGUCUACUCCUAUACAUACUUCGACAACUUGGUUGCACAUGGUGGCUGGGACGUCGACUGGGACACCAACGCCAAGAACAAGACUGUGUUUGUAGGAGUGUAUAAGUGCUGGGGCCCGGGAGCUGAGGCACUGAGAUGGAUAUCUGGGGCCAAAGAGCUAGAUUACGACUCCGCCCAUCGUUUCCUUGUCAAGAGCUUUGUCAAUGGGAGGCAUUGGAUCGCACCCUCAGACGCCUAACAUCUAUACAUACAGAAUCUAUUUGUUUAAUUAUUUAUUAUUUAUUCUCUCUCCCACUCUUUAUAAUAAUAUAGGAAUCAUUAUUUUUCAAAUCUGCUAGUCCAAUAAAAUAUUAAUAUAUUAAUAUAA
Juglans microcarpa x Juglans regia is the source of this 1476-nucleotide messenger RNA. Its product is annotated as probable pectinesterase 68. The record is from RefSeq and is a predicted model, not a curated record. Gene Ontology annotation, biological process: cell wall modification. The coding region runs from base 250 to 1347 and encodes 365 amino acids. Gene Ontology annotation, molecular function: pectinesterase activity. Lineage: Eukaryota; Viridiplantae; Streptophyta; Magnoliopsida; Fagales; Juglandaceae. The transcript is spliced from 5 exons.